This is a messenger RNA of Nannizzia gypsea CBS 118893, 582 nucleotides long. RefSeq lists its product as hypothetical. NCBI's taxonomy places the organism in Eukaryota, Fungi, Ascomycota, Eurotiomycetes, Onygenales, Arthrodermataceae. The record is from RefSeq and is a predicted model, not a curated record. The transcript has 3 exons. The coding region runs from base 1 to 582 and encodes 193 amino acids.
AUGUCUCGCGUUACUGCCGAAGAAACGAAUAUUUUCUUGAUCAAGUGCAUUAAACACUCCAAUAAUGGAAAGGUCGACUUCGCCUCAGUUGCCGAAGAAUGCGGUAUUGUCAGCAAGGGAGCUGCUGCAAAACGCUAUGAGCGUAUCCUGAAGGGGAAUGGAAUCCAUCCUUCAUCCAGCGAAGGCGGUGAUGAAGACGGUGCACCUGGAUCCGCAAAUGUUACUCCCAAGAAGAAUGGAACAUCGUCCAAACCCAAGACGCCUCGAAAGAGCCCAACUAAACCCAAGACCAACGGAGCGCCUAAGACUCCCACCAAGCGCAAGACCAACAAGGGAGGCGCCAACAAUGAAAGUCCCACUAAGAAGUUCAAGUCUGAGGAAAAGGUCUCGGACUCCGAUGCGUCCGUCAAAGCUGAAAAUGAUGAGGGAGAAGACGGACUUCCUCUGCGUACUAAGAACGAUCCUUUCUUGCCAGCUCCUGCUGUCGACAAGGAGAACGAGGAUGCUAUGUUCAAGGAGUUCUGUGACACCGGAGCACCAGUCAAGAACGAGAAGGAAAUGAUUGAAAACCAGGUUGUGUAA